This is a messenger RNA of Daphnia magna, 2071 nucleotides long. RefSeq lists its product as uncharacterized. NCBI's taxonomy places the organism in Eukaryota, Metazoa, Arthropoda, Branchiopoda, Diplostraca, Daphniidae. The transcript is spliced from 3 exons. Bases 586 to 1491 code for a protein of 301 amino acids. The record is from RefSeq and is a predicted model, not a curated record.
GGGGUAUGUAAACACGUAACAUCAUUUAUUAUACGUUUCUAUUAUUAGCGCCGCGCAUUUCUUAAUGAAAAGAAUAAUGGCUGGGUCAAUUAUUUAAAUUGAAUGGUAAUAUGAGAUUGGCUUCCGUAAGAUGAAAACCUAGACACAGGAACUUGCUAAAUGAAUUUUCCACCGUCUGAUGUCAUAAUAUCAUAACGUUUCAUUAUUUCCCCCCCCCGCAUUCUUUUAGACUUUAUAUUGACAAAGUUCGCACGUAAAUGGUGGACUAUCCUCUACAAAAAUAAGCCACCGGUUAUAGCCCCCGUGUGCGAGUGUGAAUCGAAAGUGAGUUUCUACUAUCCUCAACUUGACGCUCAAUAGUUUGCAUCUUCACGCGCUCUCAUACAAGGCCUCAGGGGGGGGGCGUCAAAGUGGCUAGUGUAUAAAAAGCUUUGGCGGCUUACGUGAUCUCGUCCCAGGCGCCCCUUAAAAAGGGAAAUUCAAACCGGAUACAAACUAUAGCGAAAACACAUUUGUGACCCUUUGGGAUUUUUUUUUUUCAAAACAUUGUGUCAUUGACUUUCGUAUGUGCCGCGUCACGUUAUCAUGGCUGAUCAAGUCGGCGGUAUUCAAAUCAUCGUUACGCCAAAUUGUCCGGUUGGCAACGUUGGCUCACAAGUUGAAACGAGUCCAGAAAGUGCGUCGUGCUUGCUGGAUCCUAAUGCCGGAGUGGGCGAGUGCGGUCGAUCCAUCAUCAGCAACGCGUCCAGCAACAUCAGUUAUCAGCAAAGACAACGUCGAGCUCAGUGGAGAGGCAUUGGAUCUUCGUGCAUGUGGAACGCCUUUCGGGCCAGCCUCAUUGGCCUUUUCUUGUUCGUCUCCGGAUGCGUCGUCGUUUUAGUUGGUUUCUAUUCGGAGUUUGCUUCAAUUGAACUGGCAGUCAACUUCAAUCAGACGGUCUCUUUAGUCGACCCGGAGUCACAAAAACGUCGAGUUAAAUCGUCUUACUCUUACAUCGGACCUGUUCUCAUCGGAAUCGGUGUUUUCGUGUUGAUUGGAGUGGGCGUGGCCACUAUGGAGAUGCGUGACAUGACAGCCAAAGUGUUCCCGUUGACGAAACGGCCUUACAGGAAAAACAAAUUGACCGCCGAAGCUCUGGGCACGAUGUUCCAGACACCGACGCAGCAGAUCAUGAAAGAGAUGACGGCCAACAGUAAAAAACCAGAUCGUCUGACGAGCUUCCGCACUGUUGGAACACAGACAUUUCGACCUCGUUUAUGGUCUUGGUCCAGACCCAGGCCGCCUCGUCGUUUCAUGUUUCACGGCAAAAUGAUUUGCCGAUCGUGCCAACAGCUUUGCACGCCCAAAAGCCAACAGAAUGCCAUCCUUCCAGCGACGUUCGUCCACAAACGUGGGCGACGAUGGCGUUGUCGCCGGAAAUUGCUACUCAUCCACUCACUAGCAGCCAACUCGUUGGCUGUUUCUUGUCCCCAGCUUGACACUGUUAGCUAAUCAACUCUACAUCUACUAAUUGUUGUUGCUCUCGUGUUUGGUAAUGGCUCAGGUACCAGGUUUGGACUUUCAAUGUCUUUCUUCCCUCCCAGAAAGAAUGUUUAAGACAAGUUUAAUGUGAGUGCAAUCACCUUUAGAUGCGGAACAUCAAAUAAAACUAACGGGCAAACGUUCCAGGAAUAGGAGGGACGAAAUGGAUUUCUUCCAAAUUUGAAUUUAUUUACUCGAAAUCUAAAGAGAAGAGAAUCUCUGUUAACAAUUAAGACCUGUCUACAACGAUGACAGUGCUAAUAAACAAAAGAUAAACUGGACGUUGGAAAGUGCAAGUGAACUGCAAUGCUACGUAUUAGCAGAGAUGCCAAAAUAGUACAGAGAACGUACCUCGCGUGUCAGCUCGGCGCCUUCUUUUUUUUUCCCCGAUAUGCUUUUGUUUUGUUGUGAGAUACAUAAAAAAAAGAGAGAGACAGAGAAAAGAAUGUUUCUUCUUUUAGCUCUAGACGGAAUUUUAUUUUGUACACAGCCAAAUCUGGCUUAAUGUCGGUAUUGUGGUCGAUCAAUAAACUCGGAUUGACGGAUGGAA